Arctia plantaginis is the source of this 1269-nucleotide messenger RNA. The record is from the annotation of a GenBank genome assembly. NCBI's taxonomy places the organism in Eukaryota, Metazoa, Arthropoda, Insecta, Lepidoptera, Erebidae.
AUGGAUAACAAACCAUCUCUGAGUCAAUAUUUCGGUGAUAAGGAAGUGCCACCGGCCUCCCAGUUUUUCGACGAAAUCGGGACAUCGCCUUCUGACAUGAUACAGAGUAUUUAUUUAGGCGAAACAGAAGGCAUUCAAACAACUACAGCGAAUCUGUUUCCCCAAAAUAUGAGCAGCUCAUUCACACCACACAAGAUGACAGAAGAGCUAACAUUUAAUAAUGUCGUACCAACUGUGAGUACAUCUGCAUCAGUUCCUGCGACGAGUCUACCGGAUCCGUCAACGUUUUUCGACACUAUUGGUCCUGAACCACAGAUUAUGUCCUCAAAAAGUGGAAUUACUCACCCGACAAUAUUAACUGAAGCUAUGGAUGGAUUAAGUAUUAAAAAUCAACCAGUAGACAAAGAAGCUGAUAGAAGAAGAGAUGCUUGGAUACCAAAUGAUGAAGCCAAGAAGACACUCAUGAAGGCCCAGUCUUCGCCCAAAGGUUCAUUCUUUCCUGAAAGAGAGGUGCUUACGAUGCCAGGACUCAUUCUGGAAGAAGAAUUGGCUGACGCCCUGCAGGAAGUGGCCGUCAAAUACCUAGGGGUAAGUUCAGCUGGAAGUCGAGGAGUUGUAAGAGCUGAACAUGUGAGCCGGGACGAAGCAGGUCUGAGAGAGCUUCUCCGUACUGGGUAUCUGCGCGCUGCUAUCAACCUGACUGCUGUUCUGUUAACAGCUGCGGGACAAGGUGUUGGACGAAUGCACCGCCCCACUAAGCAUACUCCAAGGAGUCUCCAACUGUGGCUGACGCGUUUCGCUGUCAUGUCGAGGAUCAAGCUCUACGAUACGUUGGUAAAAGAGGCUGAGCCGUUCGGGGACUUGAACAAGCCUGAUAUGUUUUAUGAAUUCUACCCGGAAACAUACGAGAAUCGCUCUGGAAGUCUGGUCCCAUUCUCCCUGCGACUAUUAGUCGCCGAACUCCCGCAACACGUCGGCAAGCCAGAGGAAGCUCUCGACAGACUGUACGCAAUUUUCGGCGCCGUACAAACGAUGCUAGCGAAUUUGCGUGAGGGUAAGACGGAAGAUGGGACCAGCACCGUCACAGAACAAGAUAAGGUUGAAUCUAUCCGAUUGUGGGCAGGCAGAGAGACCAGAGUACUACAUUCUAUAGUCAAUUGCUCUCUUGCUAUGAAGGUGAGUAGAUUGUGUUAUCGCUAUGGAAAUUCCAGUAUAGUAAUAAGGUCACACUCUUUUUUUCGAAAAGUGUUUAAUUUGUUAUUGAACUAA